AUGAGUGCAUGGGUAACUAUUUCUACCGAUACCUUCACCGGAAAUGGGCAACAAGGUAAAGAUUUUUGGCGCCGCAUUACUGAGUACUAUAACGAGUAUAGAAAAUCUUUUUCUUCUAGAACACAAUCAAAAGUAAAGGCGCAUUGGUAUCAACUACUUCCUAUCAGUAACGAGUUUAACCAAAUAUUUAUUAAUGUGGAAAAGAAGUAUGAUAGUGGAUGGUCUGAUGACCAAAUAAAGGAGAGAAAAGAGCCAAAAUGGAGUGGUGGAAGUAUGGAUGAUGGUAAUGCGAAGAGAACAAAGACAACCUCGUCUGGUAGUUACACAUCAUCGUCGGAUGUGCAAUCAUCCGAUGUGCAAACAAGCAUCGAUGUUGAGGACGAUGAUGAAGUAGAAUUUCGUCCAAUUGGGAAAAAAAAAGCAUUGGGUAAAAGAAAGGGAAAAGCAACGACAUCAAAUGUCGAAGUAAAUGAUAGUUUAAGAGAUUUGAUUAACCAAACUAACUCUUUGCGUAUGGCUCGAAUAGAUGAAGUUAAUGAGAACAUCAAAGAUAUAAAAGAAUCCUAUAAGUCUUCGAAAAGAAUUGAAAGAAAUAAAGAUUUUAUCUCAAAGUACUCAAGGAUUGAAUGA
Messenger RNA from Erigeron canadensis, 630 nucleotides. RefSeq lists its product as uncharacterized. The record is from RefSeq and is a predicted model, not a curated record. NCBI's taxonomy places the organism in Eukaryota, Viridiplantae, Streptophyta, Magnoliopsida, Asterales, Asteraceae. Bases 1 to 630 code for a protein of 209 amino acids. The transcript has 2 exons.